AUGGCCCCAAACUUGGUGACUUUAUCUGGGCUCGGUUUUAUCAUUGUAAAUGUAUUGCUCGUUCUAAUAUAUGAUCCAUAUUUGGAUACUGAAUCUCCGCGAUGGGUCUAUUUUGCUCAUGCAAUUGGUCUAUUCAUAUACCAGACCUUUGAUGGGUGUGACGGAAUUCAUGCAAGACGUACUGGGCAAUCAGGACCAUUGGGUGAAUUGUUUGACCAUAGCAUUGAUUCGAUCAACGCUACGCUAUGCAACUAUCUGUUUUGUUCGAUGCUAGGACUUGGUUAUUCGUACAGUGCUGUGUACUGUCAAUUUGCACUAUUAUUCAACUUUUAUUUGAGUACGUGGGAAGAGUAUCACACUCAUAUUUUAUUUUUGAGUGAAUUCUCAGGACCUGUAGAGGGGAUCUUGGGGAUCUGCGCAGCAUUCAUUUUGACAGGGAUUGUUGGACCGGACGCUAUUUGGAAGAGACAGGUGAUGGAGAUGUCCUUGUCUGACGGGAGCUCUCUCGAUGUGAACGUGGCUCAUGUUUUUGUCUUUCUGUUGUCAAUUGGGUUGCUCUUUAACAUUACCAUUGCCAAAAAAAAUGUAGAAGACUACUAUAGCAGGAAGGAAAGGAUUAUAAUGAAUGGAAAUGCAUCUAUGAAAAAUGCAAUGAAGGGAUUGAUACCGUUCUUUGCAUAUUAUUCUACGGUUUUCCUACUGGUUGCCCUGGUUCCAGAAAUCAUUUCAUUCUCUUUCCUGCUUUCUGUAGGAUUGACCAUGGCAUUUGUUGUGGGUCGCAUAAUCGUUCACCAUUUGACAAAACAGCAGUUCCCAAUGUACAACGUCCCCUUAAUGUUGCCUACAUGCCAGUUGGUGUUGUACGUCAUUGCUGUGAACAUUCUUCAUUGUGACGCUCACAAGACAACAGAUGCGUUAGCGUGGUUCGGUUUGGGAACCUCAUUUGGUAUUCACGCCUGUUUUGGUAAUGAAAUAAUCUACGAGUUUACCGAAUUUUUGGACUGUUACGCGCUAACGAUAAAAAACCCAAAAGAUAUAUAG
This is a messenger RNA of Huiozyma naganishii CBS 8797, 1041 nucleotides long. It is a transcript of the gene EPT1, whose product is annotated as bifunctional diacylglycerol cholinephosphotransferase/ethanolaminephosphotransferase. Bases 1 to 1041 code for a protein of 346 amino acids. The record is from RefSeq and is a predicted model, not a curated record. Lineage: Eukaryota; Fungi; Ascomycota; Saccharomycetes; Saccharomycetales; Saccharomycetaceae. Gene Ontology annotation, molecular function: phosphotransferase activity, for other substituted phosphate groups. The transcript has a single exon. Gene Ontology annotation, cellular component: membrane. Gene Ontology annotation, biological process: phospholipid biosynthetic process.